Cottoperca gobio is the source of this 2182-nucleotide messenger RNA. RefSeq names its product lysophosphatidic acid receptor 3 (gene lpar3). Gene Ontology annotation, biological process: G protein-coupled receptor signaling pathway. Gene Ontology annotation, molecular function: lysophosphatidic acid receptor activity. The record is from RefSeq and is a predicted model, not a curated record. The transcript is spliced from 3 exons. Lineage: Eukaryota; Metazoa; Chordata; Actinopteri; Perciformes; Bovichtidae. The coding region runs from base 294 to 1364 and encodes 356 amino acids. Gene Ontology annotation, cellular component: membrane.
AUCGGACCCUGAGCUCGCGGGGCCUCGUGCGGUCAACCGGAGGAAUGCACGAGGACUCUGUGGCACACGCCCUCUACGUCACCGAGCUGGAGUCUCUAAAGUAAAGACGCUCUGCUCAACUUUGCUGCCUCCACUUUGUUCUCUCGCUCUCUGCUGUCACCUCCCUCUGUCCACAGCUGCAGAGGCGCAAUGCUGCAGGGGAAACAUGUCCAUUAACUCGGCACGGAAUAUUUCGUAAUAUAUAGUCUACUGAGUCACCACGGACAGCCAUUUACCACAGACUCACCUCUAAAAUGGCCCAACAGAACUACACCUGUCAUUAUAAUGAGUCCAUGGGCUUUUUUUACAACAACAGUGGCGCUAAUGACAAAUGGGACAAAGCCCAGCUCAUCCUGGUGCAGGUGGUGGGCUCUCUCUUCUGCUGUUUCAUCCUGGUUUCCAACGCCAUGGUCAUAGCUGCUGUCAUCACCAAUAAGAGGUUUCACUACCCUUUCUACUAUCUUCUAUCCAACCUCGCCGCCUCGGAUUUCCUGGCAGGCAUAGCGUACGUGUACCUGAUGUUUAACACGGGGGAGUCGUCACGGAGACUUACAGUUAAAGAAUACUUCAUCCGUCAAGGUCUUCUGGACAUCAGUCUCUCAGCAUCGCUGUCUAACCUGCUGGUAAUAGCUCUGGAGCGCUACAUUUCCGUCAUGAACUGGAAAGUCCACAGCAACCUCACGAAGAGGAGGGUGACCCUGCUGAUCGUGCUGGUGUGGGCCAUCUCCAUCUUCAUGGGCGCCGUGCCGAGUCUGGGUUGGAACUGCAUCUGCAACGUGGGCGACUGCUCGCAGCUGGCUCCCAUCUUCAGCAGGAGCUACCUGAUCUUCUGGUCGGUGUCUAACCUGGUGGUGUUCCUGGUGAUGGUGGUCAUCUACUUGAGGAUCUAUACCUACGUCAUGAGGAAGACUGCAGUGCUCACGCCGCACACCAGCGGCUCCAUUAACCGCAAGAGGACUCCCAUCAAGCUCAUCAAGACAGUCAUGGUUGUGCUCGGAGCCUUUGUGAUCUGCUGGACUCCUGGCCUGGUGGUCCUGCUGCUGGACGGCAUCAACUGUACGAGCUGUAACGUCAUGAAAACAAAACGCUGGCUGCUGCUCCUGGCUGUACUCAACUCCGUCAUGAACCCCUGCAUCUACUCCUACAAGGACGAGGAAAUGUGGACCACCUUCAAGAACCUCUUGCGCUGCAUUGGUAACGGCACACGGCGGCAGCGGUCGACGAAGGCCAACGCCAGACCGCUCAGCUCUGCUCAGGAUACGGGCAACAGUCAGCCUCCAACUGACGACUCAAAAAAUGACGAUCAGGGCAUCCUCAAGACCUGAAAAUGAAACUUGUUGUGAUUUAACCAGAACUUCUGUCCAGCUUUGACUGGACGUAUUGCAUGAAGAUUCAGAUUGGAGUUGACUUGAAAGAGAAACCACAUCAGUUGGUCUCAGGGGGUCGUUGUGGUCCUCAGAUUAAAAGUACUUUCUUUAAGAGACACUGCAGGCCAGCUGCUCCAGUGCAGAGCUGAAGAGAUGGAAAUCUCUUCAGACCAUAAUGCACUAGUAAUUCCUCAAAUGGAUGCAAAGAUGUGCUUUUUACAGUUUUCUUUCAGGAUUUUACAGUUUUUGGACUCAUGACUCCCAUUUAUGUGUAUUGGGAGAUUCCUGUUGCUGUUUCAUCCUGCUCUUUCUGUCGUCCUCAUCACAUCCUGGUGGCUUAUUUAACUUUUAAAUUGCUCUGCAAUGGCUGAAGAAAGAAUCCAGUAUGAAGUACACAGUGGUACAUUUCUACUUUUACCUCCAAGAGGAUAAAAUUCAUGCAAAGGGAGACAUAGAUUUCUCCCUGUUAUAAAUGUGUGUACAUCUGAUUGCCUUUAGGUUUACUUCCUGUGUUGCUUUUGAGGAAGGCAUGCUGUAAUGGAGGAUCUAGUUAAGACACGUAACUUGUUUGUAGUCAGGUACUAUGAAUCUAUAUGAUUGGGCAGGGCACAAUUUUAAAGAUUACUUCCUGAUUUUAAGCACAGCCUGUGAAGAAUACUGUAAACUACUGUAUUAUAUCUACAUCCUGUAAAAUACUUUCAAGAAGAUGUGGAGUAAUUUCAACUGUAUGACAGCUGGCAUGCUCAGCAUGGUCUGAUUGUUUUGGCCAUCAUUUG